Molecule: messenger RNA, 3959 nt
Organism: Papilio machaon (common yellow swallowtail)
Lineage: Eukaryota; Metazoa; Arthropoda; Insecta; Lepidoptera; Papilionidae
Gene: Rrp5
Product: protein RRP5 homolog
Exons: 20
Coding region: 21-3947 (1308 amino acids)
Biological process (GO): rRNA processing
Cellular component (GO): nucleus; nucleolus; small-subunit processome
Molecular function (GO): protein binding; RNA binding
Source: RefSeq, a predicted model, not a curated record
CUUAACAAUAAAUACUAAAUAUGGGGGAUGUUGAAGAAUAUUUUCCUCGUGGUGGAAAAAAACCAACGGUUACAUAUUUUAAACAGAGUGGCAAUUUUUUAGGCGCUGCUGAGAAAGGGGAGAGAAAGAAACAGAAACCUAAAAAAAGGUCGGAAAAUGACGACGGGUACUUAUCAGAUGAAAUUGUUGCUGACGAUGACCAAUCAUUUAAAAACUGUGGUAUAUGUCUUAAUUACAAGAUAGUAAAGGAAGGACAAGUAUUUUUAGGGCGAGUCCGAGAUGUUUUAGAAACAAGAUUAAAUAUUUCAUUGCCGUGUAGGUUGUUUGGUACCGUGAUGGCCUGUCAUGUCAGUGAGGCUUACAAUAAAAUACUGGAAGCAUAUGUUAAUGAUCAGACAGAUAAGGUACAAGAUUUAAAUCAGAUGUUCCGUCCGGGCCAGUACGUAGGGGUGAAAGUGUUAGAGGUUGAAGCCAACAACCUCAUGUUGUCUAUGAUGCCACAACAUGUUAACGCUGCCCGCCCACACAAUGAACUACAUAAAGGGGCUAUGCUACAAGCUGCGGUCUCCUCUGUGGAGGAUCAUGGCUACGUUAUGGAACUCGGUAUUAAUAAUACCAGAGCAUUCCUUCCCAAGAAUGCGUCUAAUUCUGAAUUAGAAUUAGAGACAGGCAUGUUGACGUGGUGUUGUGUAAAGUCCAUAGUUGUAGAGAAUGAGAACAGCGUGUUAACACUCAGCAAUAACCUAGAGGCCCUACGGGGAGCUGUACAGCGAAGGCACUCCACUGCUCUCUACCCCGCUACUGCACUAGAGUUUACUAUUGACAAAUCUUUGGAUAAUGGUAUAGAAGGGCAUGUGUUCCAAGACACAGUGGCAUAUGUACAGCGGCAGCAGGUCGACAAGGUGAAAGGGAAGAAACCUAACUUUGGACAAAAGGUCCGUGCUAGAGUUUUAUACGUUUUGCCAACGAGGAACAUACCAUUUCUGACAAUGAAGGACAUAUUUGAAUAUACAUAUCCAGAUUUAGAGAAAGAACAGAAAUACAAAACUGGAGACAUCAUUGAGGAAGCUCAGGUGAUAAAGAUAAUGGGCAGGUGUAUAAUGUUCAAGUUGGGGUCUGGAUGUAUCGGCAGUCUCAGUCUGCGCAGGAUACAGGUGGAUGAGGAGCUGACAGAUGAGGAUGUGAUUGCUAAAUCCUAUCCAAUCGGCAGCACUCAUGUUGUGAGAGUACUUACGUACAAUCUAAGUGACUACAUAUACUCGUUAAGUGACGAGCCGUCAGUAUUGUCUGAGAAGAUAUUCACAAUGUCAGAUCUGACUGUGGGUGACAUAGUGCCCGCUACUGUCAGGAGUGUCACAGAUAACAGACUGUUACUGUCUGUUGGAAGGGUUACUGGUAUUGUUCACAAGACGCAUAUGUCAGACGCCGGGUGUUACGUGGAUCCAAAAAAGGCGAGCAACGCUCAAAUGACGAAGAAGUUUAAGGAGGGACAGCGUGUGAAGGCACGAGUGUGGGACUUAGACAUCAAGAAAGCGGCGCUGAAGCUGACCCUGAAGCCCAGCCUUCUGGCGCCAGACCUGGACGUGCUGCACAGAUACGAGGACGCAGUGGAGGGCAAGACCUACACUGGAGUUAUAGCGGUCAUCCGCGACUACUUGCUGGUGUCAUUCUUCAACGGCUUGCACUGCUAUGUGCCGCGUGCGCAUGUCGCGCAGCCUCCGCCCGACACACUCAGCGACAUCUUACAUAUCGGACAGAUUGUUAACUGCACCAUUUUAAAUGUGUCACCGGAGACUAAAAAGAUGACUGGAAGUCUCCUCGCUGACCCAUUCAAGUUUUGGAAAAAUCAGAAGACAGCAGAAAAGCGACAAAACACUGAAGAUCCACCGAUAUUAAAAAAGAAACUAAAGAAAACUCAAUCACAAGAAGAAUCUAAAACCUCAGAUAAGAAAGGUAAAAGUAAAAAGAAAAGUGAAUCUGUAGACGAUGAAGACAUGGCAGAGAAUGAUGGGGACGAAUCCAAAAUAUCAAAGAAAAAGAAAAACAUUAAGAAAGAUAAAGAAAUAACAGUAGAUGGAGAAAAUGUAGAAAAUGAAAAUCUUGAAAAUGAAUGCAAAGAAUCUAAUAAUGAGGAAACUAGUACAACAGAGAAAAAGACGCGUAAGAAGAAAAAAGAAGCAGAAAGGGUUGAAACAGACGAUGACUUUUUGGAAUUGGAUGAAAUUUUCUCAAAACAUGAACUUAAUGACGAAGACGACGAAAUGAACAAAAACAAAGAGAAAGUUAAAAAACGAAAGAAAAACAACGAAGACAAACAGGAACUAACUAACGAAACAAAAGGUAAAACUAAUAAAAAAAAGAAAACCACCGAAAUACAAACAGACUCGGACGAAGAAAAGAUUCCAGACAAAAAGAAAAGAAAGGAAUCAGUGUCAGAUAAGACAACAGAAGAAAGUGACGCGAUAGAAACAGAUAUAUAUGAAGAUAGUGACAACAUGCUGACACCUCAAGACCAGGGUCUCAUAGACAUGUCAGACUGCAACAAUCCAAAGCAAUACAAACGACGAAUAAUAUCAUUAUUAAAAGUUAUACAAAGAAAGACACGACGCAUUGACAGAAUAGAUGAAAAAAUAGAAGCAUUAGUUAACAGAGGAAUAACAGUCGGUAGCAAAAAGUUCCACACAGCCAUGCUUACAGAGAAAUUACUUAUGGAAAAGAGCAUUGAGAAACUUCUAGAAGCAUUAAAAAUAGCACAGAAUAAAUUUAAAGAAUUUAACUUGAAAACAAAAGAUAAAAAGAAGAAAGAGAAGAAGAUUACAGAUCUUAUUCAGUUUGUUGGAAAGGAAAGUGUGACUAAAGUAGAUAAGCCGGUACAAAAAGUGCUAGAUGUAAGUCAAAGUGUAAAAGUGCAAAGUGUAGAGUCCGUGCUGGAGGUGCCAAGUGCCAAGGAGUUCUGGUCGGCGCCAGCGGAGUCCCCGCCAGCAACACAGGAGCAGGACUCCAGUAGCAGCAGUGAGGAGCAGGAAGAAGAGAAACCUAAGAAGAAACGUAAGAAGCUCCGCGCUGCAGAGAGAGUGGCGAAAGCGCGGGAAGAGGAAGAGAAGAUCAGAUCGCUGGAGAGCGCGCAGGCGGCGGGGGGCGAAGCGCCGCGCUCCGCGGAGCAGUUUGAGCGCGCAUUGCUCGCCAGCCCGGACUGCAGCCAGCUCUGGAUAGCUUACAUGGCUUUCCAUCUGCAGGCGACAGAGAUAGAGAAGGCUCGUGGUGUGGGAAGACGCGCGCUGCGCACCAUCUGCUUCCGCGAGGAGCAGGAGAAGUUGAACAUUUGGCUCGCGCUGCUCAACCUCGAGCAUCGCUUCGGCACUAAAGAAUCCCAACAAAAGACAUUAGAGGAAGCACUCCAGAUGAACGAGAAGUACCAGAUCCACUCGAAACUGUUAGACAUCUACGUGGAGACAGGCAAGGCGGGUGAAGCGGGUGCGCUGGCCGAGUUGAUGCUGCGGAAGUACCGGCGCCAGCUGGAGGCCUACAUCGCCGCCGGCAGCGCCUGCUAUCAGCUCGGACUGCUGGAGAAAGCACGGCAGAUAAUGCAGAAGGGACUCGCCGCUUUAGAGAAGAGAGAACACGUAGCACUGCUGGUACGUUUUGCUCAGCUGGAGCGUGGUUGUGGAGAUGCGGAGCGCGCGGGGGCUCUGCUGGAGCAUGUGCUGGCUGCAUACCCGCAGCGUGUCGACGUCACCUCCUUAUACGUUGACAUGCUGCUCAAGAGUAAUGACAUCGAACGUGUCAGACAACUUAUGGAGCGAAUGACGUCACAGAAAUUGCCAGCGCGAAAAAUGAAAGUACUCUUCAAGAAAUGGAUAGAAGUUGAAGAGAAAAUUGGCGACCAACAGCAAGUUGACAAUAUCAGGAAACGCGCUGUGGAAUUUAUAGAGAAAGCGCAGUUCUAAAAUAAAGAAAUU